AUGACUGGGAAGAUCCAGUGUGGAUUCACCAAGGGCAAAUCAUGCUCGACAAACCUGAUCGCCUUCUACGACAAAAUAACCUGCUCGGUUGAUGUGGGGCGAGUGGUGGACACUGUCUACCUGGAUUUCUCCAAGGCUUUCAAUACGGUUUCCCACAGCCUUCUCCUAGAAAAACUGAUGCGUUACAGUCUAGACAAGUGGUCGGUGCGGUGGGUGGGGAACUGGCUGACAAGCUGCACCCAGAGUGUGGUGGUUCAGUGUGGUGACUUCCCUCAUCUGUUGGUAUAUGGACCCUCAGGAGCUGGAAAAAAGACAAGAAUAAUGUGUUUGUUAAGGGAAUUAUAUGGUGCAGGAGUGGAAAAACUGAGGAUUGAGCAUCAGAGUAUAACGGCACCUUCUAAAAAGAAAAUUGAAAUUAGCACCAUUGCAAGUAAUUAUCACCUUGAAGUUAACCCAAGUGAUGCAGGAAACAAUGACCGUGUAGUAAUUCAGGAACUCUUGAAGACAGUAGCACAAUCCCAACAGCUUGAGACGAGUACUCAACGAGAUUUUAAAGUGGUGCUGUUAACGGAAGUCGACAAACUCACUAAAGAUGCUCAGCAUGCUUUGCGAAGAACAAUGGAGAAAUACAUGGCAACCUGCAGGUUGAUCCUGUGCUGCAACUCCAUGUCAAAAAUUAUAGGACCUAUUCAAAGCAGAUGCCUGGCUGUACGAGUGCCUGCUCCCAGCAUUGAAGAUAUCUGCCAUGUCUUGUCCAGUGUGUGUAAGAAGGAAGGCCUGACUCUUCCUCAGGAACUGGCUCAAAGGCUUGCGGAGAAAUCUGGCAGGAAUCUUCGGAAAGCACUACUGAUGUGUGAGUCCUGCAGAGUGCAACAGUAUCCUUUUACUGCUGAUCAAGACAUUCCUGAGAUGGACUGGGAGGUUUAUUUGAGAGAAACUGCGAAUGCUAUUGUUGGUCAACAGACACCACAAAGGCUUUUAGAGGUCCGCGGACGGCUUUAUGAACUCCUGACACACUGCAUUCCUCCUGAGAUUAUAAUGAAGGGCCUUCUGACAGAACUUCUAAAUAACUGUGAUGGACAGCUGAAAGGAGAAGUUGCACAGAUGGCAGCCUUCUAUGAACACCGCCUGCAACUGGGCAGCAAAGCCAUUUAUCAUCUGGAAGCAUUUGUAGCAAAGUUUAUGGCAAUUUACAAGAAGUUUAUGGAGGAUGGACUAGAUGAGAUGAUGUUCUAACCGUGAUGCCCAAAGUCAUACACAGGAUGUUGUGUCAUGAUGCCAGUAAUGUUGCAAAUGUUGUCUGGUUGUCCAUGCUUGAUUGCAUGAGGGUCUAGUUCAAAGUCAAGUAUUUUAUUUUGCUAUUAAUAUAAAACACAGGGAACUAAAGAACAAUGGUUGUUCAGUUUUAGAGACCAACUGGAUUGUUUAACAGC
Molecule: messenger RNA, 1433 nt
Organism: Opisthocomus hoazin
Lineage: Eukaryota; Metazoa; Chordata; Aves; Opisthocomiformes; Opisthocomidae
Source: RefSeq, a predicted model, not a curated record